Phragmites australis (common reed) is the source of this 1466-nucleotide messenger RNA. RefSeq names its product probable acyl-[acyl-carrier-protein]--UDP-N-acetylglucosamine O-acyltransferase, mitochondrial. The transcript has 10 exons. The record is from RefSeq and is a predicted model, not a curated record. Gene Ontology annotation, biological process: lipid biosynthetic process. Lineage: Eukaryota; Viridiplantae; Streptophyta; Magnoliopsida; Poales; Poaceae. The coding region runs from base 28 to 1173 and encodes 381 amino acids. Gene Ontology annotation, molecular function: acyl-[acyl-carrier-protein]-UDP-N-acetylglucosamine O-acyltransferase activity.
GCUGAAGCAAUCAAAGCGUCCGCGCAGAUGGAAUGCCGCUGGACGCACCACCACAGGCUACGUCACAGCGGCAGGUACCCGAAAACCCCAGGUACGGCUGACGUCAUCCCCGGUGGUUCACUUCCCCUUCCCCUUCUCCCAACCCAAACCCCCUGCUCCGCUCCGCUCUCUAUGGCCGCCGCCGCCCGCGCCGCACGCCGCCUCCUCUCGUCCCGCCUCCACACCACCACGCGCCAUCUCCAUGCAAGUGCUUCCGAGGGAGCGACGCGGGAGGCGUCCAGGAGCUUCAUCCACCCCGCAGCCGUCGUCCACCCCGAUGCCGCCAUAGGCCAGGGUGUCUCGAUAGGGCCCUUCUGCACAGUUGGGCCUUCAGCCAGGAUUGGUGAUGCGUGUCAAAUACAUGCCGGGUGCCAUGUCACGGGCGAUACUGAGCUAGGCGAGGGUUGUGUUGUUCUCACUUUUCUGGCAGUGGUGCUAUCCUUGGUGCGGAUAUCCCUGGACGAACAAUUAUUGGGGAAAACAAUGUCAUUGGACACCAUGCUGUGGUUGGUGUUAAGUGCCAAGAUCUUAAAUACAAGCCAGGAGAUGAAUGCUUUCUGCGUAUUGGUAGCAAUAAUGAGAUCAGAGAGUACUGCUCCAUUCAUCGUUCUUCUAAAUCUUGUAAUUGGUGACAACAAUCUUAUAAUGGGUUCAUGCCAUAUAGCUCAUGAUUGCAAGAUUGGUAACAAUAACAUCUUUGCUAAUAACACUCUAUUUGCUGGCCACAUUGUUGUUGAGGACUGUACACAUACUGCAGGGGCUGUUGUUGUCCAUCAGUUUUGUCAUAUUGGGUCAUACUCUUUUCUUGGUGGAGGCUCUGUGGUUGCACAAGAUGUGCCAAGGUACAUGAUGGUUGCAGGUGAUAGAGCAGAGCUUCGUGGUCUGAAUCUUGAAGGUCUUAGGCGCAAUGGAUUCUCCAAUCAAGAGGUAAGGAGAUUGAGGAAAGCUUAUCAGAAAGUAUUUAUGCCAACUAGUACUAAUCAGAGUAGCUUUGAAGACAGACUCGCUGAAUUGGAACGAGAAAUUCAGCAUUCAGAAUCUCCUGCUGUGUCAUGUAUGGUGGAAUCUAUUCGCAUGUCAUUUGACCAAGGACGCCGUGGAAUUUGCAAGUUCAGAAGUUGGAACAGCUCAUAAAUGUGUAACUUCUUUGGUUUGCCUGGAAUUUGACCAAGGGCACCAUUUAGGUGAUGUCUACAACAACCCAUUUUUUUGUGUUGGGUGAAUUAGGAAAUGAUGGCACCGGAACAACCCUUUGUUUAUAAUAACCAUGGAAUAGACAUCCCAAGGAAGUACAAAUCAUUCCAGGUAGGUAGCAGUGUCAACAUAUUAAAAGUGCACCUAUAUGGGAUGCUGCUGCCUGGAGAACUUUUCUGUUAUUGCAGAAGUUUGUGCAAUUUAUAUUUUCUCCUUUUUUAAUUCGGUUCCAA